Molecule: messenger RNA, 4458 nt
Organism: Apis florea (little honeybee)
Lineage: Eukaryota; Metazoa; Arthropoda; Insecta; Hymenoptera; Apidae
Product: PDZ and LIM domain protein 5
Biological process (GO): heart development; actin cytoskeleton organization; muscle structure development
Cellular component (GO): stress fiber; Z disc; adherens junction
Molecular function (GO): muscle alpha-actinin binding; actin binding
Source: RefSeq, a predicted model, not a curated record
AUGGCCCAGUUGAUCAACGUCAAACUAUCCAGAUUCGACGGAUCCCCCUGGGGUUUUCGUCUUCAGGGAGGGAAGGAUUUCGGCACACCGCUCGUCGUGCAAAAGGUCAAUACCGGAUCACCGGCGGAAGCGGCUGGUCUGAAGGCGGGCGAUGCAGUGAUCAGGGUCAAUAACACGGAGAUGUACAAUCUGAGGCACAAGGACGCGCAGGAUGUUAUCGUGAGGGCCGGGAACAACUUCGAGUUGACCGUACAGAGAGCAAUAUUGCUCCAGUUACGAAAACGUCGUUGGCGGCCAAGAACAAGAUGGGCCGCUCAUAGGAAGCGGGCACAAUUUCAGCCGAAACCAUUCCUUAAUGGAACGGGAGACGGGUCGAUCAAAUCGAUCGUUAACAAACAGUACAACAGCCCGGUGGGUAUCUACAGCGAGGAGACUAUCGCGGAAACGCUUUCCGCGCAGGCGGAAGUUCUGGCCGGCGGUGUGCUCGGAGUGAAUUUCAAGAAGAACGAGAAAAAUUACAACGCCGAGAACAGCGAGGUAUUCAAAAUGGUUCAGGAAGCGGACAAAGAGCCAAAGACACCGGAACCUGCGGAGCCAACUGCGCAGAGCGGCGUGAUUACGCCGUGUUCGCCGGCCCUGGCAGGACUGAGGCCAGUCUCGGCACCGGAAACGAAGCAGCAGUCCCAACCGUCCACGCCGCAAUCGAGCCUUCCACCUGGACAGAACAUUUGUGCCGAAUGCGAGAGGCUCAUCGUAACAGAGUUUUACUCGUCGGUGAGCCAUGCCGUUGGCGGAAGGGCCACUUCGCCGAGAUCACCCACGCCUCUCUUUCAUGCACUCCAUGGUAGUAGGAGUCCAGCCGUCAAUUUCAAUGAAUGUCCGUCGUCGAGACAUCAAGUGCAACGACAGGAGUCCUCCUCUUCUUCCCCCUCGGGAUCAUCGGGUGUUCGUUGUAACAACUGCGACCGAGUGAUCGUAGGUGUCUUCGUAAGAAUCAAGGACAAGAAUCUUCACGUAGAGUGUUUCAAAUGCUCCACUUGCGGCACUUCCUUGAAAAACGUCGGCUACUAUAAUAUCAACAACAAAUUGUAUUGCGACAUACACGCGAAAUUGGUCGCCAGGCAAAAUGCACCUGCUGGCUUGGUUCCAAUCACUAUACCACCGGGCGGUAAUAAGGCUCCUGCGAGCACGAUUUCCGCCGCGCUCGCGCAUGCUCCGUUAUCUCCACCUUUGAGCAAUCACGCAUCGUCGCCCCAACCAUUCUCUGCUUGCAAUCGUUCGAGUCCCGAUUACGGAUCCCCGAAUUCUCAGCUAUCGCCCCUCGAUAAGAACGGAUACAUCAGCAACGGCAACUGCAACUGGGAAUCGAAAACGUUUACGAGCACGAUCACCAUUCAGACGGGUUGCACAGAGCCCACCGCCUUGGCACUACGCCCGUCGAUCCACCCAGUUUCCGAUCAGUCCAGGAUGUUAACAGCUAACGAAGAAAAUACUAAUCACAAGUCGAACGGUCUCGUCAUAAAGCCAGUGUGCUGUAAAAACGACAAAGAGUGUAUAAGGGGACCAUUCAUCACGGCUCUGGGACAAAUUUGGUGCCCCGAUCACUUCGUCUGCGUGAAUACACAAUGUCGUCGACCAUUACAAGAUAUCGGAUUCGUAGAGGAAAAGGGACAACUCUACUGCGAAUAUUGUUUCGAACGUUUCAUCGCGCCAAGCUGCAACAAAUGCAACAACAAAAUCAAAGGAGAUUGUCUAAACGCAAUUGGAAAGCAUUUCCACCCUGAAUGCUUCAAAUGUUCCUAUUGCGGCAAACUCUUUGGUAACAGCCCGUUCUUCCUCGAAGAAGGAUUGCCCUACUGUGAAGCAGAUUGGAACGAAUUAUUCACGACAAAAUGUUUCGCGUGUGGAUUCCCAGUCGAAGCUGGAGAUCGCUGGGUGGAGGCCCUGAACAAUAAUUACCACAGCCAGUGUUUCAACUGCACGAUGUGCAAGAAAAAUCUCGAAGGCCAAAGUUUUUACGCGAAGGGUGGUCGUCCAUUCUGCAAAAAUCAUGCACGUUAAUACAUGAUUCUUGACGAAAUGUUAAGAAGCAAGAAAAGAAAAGAGGGGAAUGAAUAGAGGGGGAGGGGAUGGGAAGGGACUAUUUGAAAGAAGAAUAGGCUGGAAAGUAGGGGAAAAAAAAAAAAAAAAAAAUUACAAAAGGAAAUCGCGUUAUCUUAGCUUUAUGAUGAGCACGAAUUUUUGUCUGCAUAAAUUAUAUUUUAUCGAGAUUUAUUUUUUUUUUUUUGUCUUCUUAUAAUUGUUUUCGGUCGACGACAACUAACACGAUCGUAAAAAAGAAAAAAAAAAAGAAAAAAAAAGAAAAAAAAACGAAUCGGUGUUAAAAAAAAAAAAAACAGCUUUUAACGCCAAAUAAUUAUAGGACGAUUUACGAGGUAUAUAAAUAUUUAUUUACGAGUACGAAUUAAAUGCGAACUAAUUGCAUUAAUCGAUUAAUUAUAAUUCCCUUGAUUACUUCCUCUGCUUAAAAGCAGGAAACCUUCGAGUCGGCAAAGUCGAUCGAAAAUAAAAACGAAAUAGAAAAGAAAAGAGAGAGAGAGAAGAAAAAAAAAAUGUCCUUCAUAUAUAUCAAAGAUCGUAGCUCCAAAUAUAAUCACGUUUCUCGAAUUUUCGUGAUCGUGCUCGCUUACGAUAAUACUAUACUAUAACUAAGCGCCCACGUAACUGUCUAAGCAAUUGUACUACUCGGCACAACUACUCAACUAGGUUCAUAGUUCAAAGUGACAAUUAUCGCGUGGACGAUUAUCCGGUAUAUAGUCGCGACUCAAUAUCAGAGAACGGAAGUUAAUUAAUUAACCGGGUUUAAUUAGGCUGCUUUGCAAUUGAAUUCGAACGAAAGAAAGAGGAGAUAUCCCUUCGAAUGGAAGGGAAGGGUUACACACACACUCGCACUAACUCGCUAGUUUCCGAUUUUCGAGAUUAAAAAUUUCCCUUGGACGAAGGUUAGUGAGAAGAACUUCUCGAGAGGCUAUCGAGUUGGCAAAAGUUCCUCGCGUUUCGCUACCUCGACAUUCCACGACUAAUUGGUGGAUUAAGCAGCCAUAAAAUAUCGAUGAGACGCAAACUCCUUCUGCUUACGGUUCCGCUUUUAAUGUUCGCGACACAAGUGAUCACGUUUCCCUUGGCGGACGACGGGUCUCGAAUACCUCGUAAAAUCGUUGCCGCAGAAAAUUCUGCAACGAUACAAUAAACGCGCCGACUUGGUCUCCUGCUCGAAUCACGCAAAGGUCAUCCAAGCAAUUAGUAUUACUGGCAUUAUCACAUAUUUCGCAUUACCAAAGUGCACCCAACACGAAAAUGUUUCGGCCCGUUUCCUUGGAGAUUCAGGAGAGGAUUGGGUGUUGAUAAAAAAAAAAAAAAGCCUUAAACGACGAAAAAACUUCUCCUGGGGUUUUUUUUUUCAACGAGCGAACGAUCAGAAUUUUAGGAAGAAAAAUUUAAACUUUGUUCAAUCCAUGUUUCAAAAAUUAUCUCUCAAUGACUCGAAUUUCAAAUUCGUGAUUGCGAUCGAAAAACGACGAGUACUUUACAUUGUGCGCGCGUGGAUUGUCAAUUGACGAGUUUGAUAUAACUUGUCAUCCCUCUCGGAUGUGAAAGUAGACUCGUUGUUAGUUAAAAUGUUAUAAUACAUAGAAAUUUUAUUUAUAUCAACAUACGGCAGCAAAAUUGUACAUUACCCCUGAAAUCAGGCGUAAUUUGAAGACGAGCUAAAUAACAGGCUUGACUAUUAUUUCCAGUCAUUUUGUUGGCCAAUCAUUUUGCCAGGAACAUUUUUAAUUUUGGCACGAGCAAAUUGUCUGGAAAUUCUUCUAGCUAAAAUUGUACGCCAGAGAGGAGAACAACACACGUUUUACACACACGAAAUUCCGUUUGAAAUCCGUUUAGCUUUCAGGGUGCAAAGAAGAAAAUAAAAUUUGAUAUAAAUUCGACAUCGAGAAUUCUGACAUACUUGAUAGCAAUUGCCAUGUAAUUAUAGAAAAGGUUACCGAUUUCUGUGCCAUUUAUUACAGACUCGUGUCAUGUAGUAGCUAUGACGGAACGAAUUAGCAAAGCUAGUAAAACUGGAGGACGUAUUUAUAAGCGUAUAUUGUAUAAUUUAGUAAGUAAGAACACGCGGCGUUCGCAAUACUCGCGUAAACAGAUUUCGUACAAGGGAUGCUAAGAAGUCGAUUCGAUUGAAAGAAAGAAAGAAAAGAAGAAUCCUUUCUUCGAUCUGAAAUCAUCCCAACCAAUUGGAUGUGGCCGAUGUGUGUCGCGAUAGAUUGACGCAGUACUAUGAAGGAUGCAAUUUAUCAUUUAGGAUUAAUAAUAUUAAUUAGAUCGACUACUGGUUGAAUAUCGCAACGAGCUUCUGUAUCCAUGUUAUCCGUGUUGCUUACAAUAAACUAAAAUGUUCGU